GCUGGAUGGAAAACAGAAGAAGAAGAAGAAGAAGAAGAGCUUAAUGUCACUCAUAGAAGAAGAAGAAGAAGAAGCCACAGUCUGCGGCUCACGUCAAUGAGCUCUCCUAGAAGCAGAGCGAAGAUGGUGCACGUGUACAACUGUCAUCCGUACGCCUCUCAGCAGAUCGUGCAGGUGGAGCAGGAGCCCGGGUUGGUCUGCUGUGGAGGUGGAGCUCUGUUCGUGGUCGCUGCUGGAGGAUGCAAGGUGGAGGCGUACAGUGUGGAGCAGGAGGGCUGCCCGCUCCUCUGCCGCUUCGCCACCAUGGGCACAGUGAGGAGCAUCCAGCACAGCAAGACAGGAGACUACCUGGUGACCAUUGAGGAAAAGAACAGCGCCACCUACCUGAGAGCCUACACCAACUGGAGACACCAGGCCGAGGGUAAAGCCCGUGUCGGGGUGCGUUUGCUGGGCCACCUGCUGCGUGGGGCGUCUGUGCGGGGCGGAGUGCAGAUGGAGAUCAUUGAGAUUCCUCUGUCGGAGCGUCCUGUCGCUGUGGCGUGUUGCUCGGUCACAGGGGACCUGCUGGUCGGCUGCGAGAACACUCUGGUUCUGUUCACGCUGAGGAGACCGAACCAGCAGAACCUGCAGAGUCAGAGUCCCUGGCCGAACACGCAGCAGAGCUCCAGUCAGAGUCAAGGUCAAAACUCAAGUUCAAACCAAAACGUUUCCAUCCUGGACUUUGAACGCUCGGUCAUCGUGCACCUUCCGAAAAUGUCACCUAAACAGGUGGCGCUGUGUGGAGGAUAUGUUGCGGUGCAGGCAGAGCUGGAGGUGCUCGUACUGAGACUGGAGGCAUCUUCUGAUCCUAAACCUCUGGACGACUCCCCGGACACAGACACGUGUGUCGAUCCUCUGGAGGACCAGUCCGACCUCCUGCUCGUUCCGAGGCAGCAGGAGUUGCUGGGUGAUCGAGCUAAAGACUGUGACAUGCCUGUCAGCAUUGAGAAGACAGGGCUGGAGGACAAAGGACAAUACACGCUGUCAUAUGUUCUUUUCAGGCGUUUUACUCCAGAGUUUUUCCAGGGCUGCAGCGUGGACGAGACGCAGCUCCACUCCCUGCAGCUCUACCCGCUGUACACCAGUAACCAGUCAGCGUCCUCAGAGGACCCAGCGUGUGUGUUCUGCUUCUUCUCGCUCCCCAACGCCGGAUACCUGUACAGUCUGAAGGGUGGAGUCGAGCUGCUCUCAGCCUAUCAGUAUCCAGAGAAGGUCCUGGAGGCGGUGUUAACAGACCACCUGCUGCACGUCAUCACGAAGAAUGCGUUGCAGUGUUUCACGGUGCGCUGUGCGGCCUUAGCAACCAGGAUCGAAGACCCCUACAUAGAUACCACCAUGAAGGCCUGUCCGCCCUGCAGCCUCGAGGUGUGUGCGCUCCGGAUGCAGUUGUUUAUCGGCCUGCGCUCAGUGUGUGUCUACGGCCGCCACGUCAUCCUGCUCUCUGCCGCCGACACGGAGACACCGGAGGAGACCGAACGCAGCACACAGCGCCGCGGCCUCCAGUUGAAAGAACACACCACGCUGACUGGUAUUUUCCUGGCGGUGGGAAUCGACCCCGCAACCACGCCGGCUCUGGAGAGCUUUCUGUCACGCCCCUUCCUGAGCAGGAAGUGGACGAUCUCCUCUCCUAAAGAAACCAGCGCAGCCGGACACGGGUGGAACCUGUACGUGGUCGACACCGUCUCUCCCCUCACGCUCUACCGAGAGAUGGUGGAGUACAGCCAACACUAUUCAGAGACCAGCCCGCAGGCCCAAAGCCUUCGGCACCUCCUCAGUGAAGCUCACCUCCUCCUCUGCGCCUCCUCGCUGCAGCAGAGCAGCGAGGACGACCGCUCGGCGUCUCUGCAGGAAGACGCAGACAGACGGACGGAGAGACAGGCGGCUGCACAGAGAGACAGGGAAGAGCUGCAGGAGGCUCUGAGGCAGAACUGUGCACAGCUGGGAGACUGUUACAGCAGGGCGAGCCAGAAGGACUGUCACCAGGCUCUGCCGUACUACAGGAUGUCCGGUCUGUCAGUCACAGAGGUCAUGGUCAGGAACCGCCCACUUCCCAGCAGCCCUCACUCCUAUGGCCUCGGCUUCCUGUUUUACCUGAAGCAUUUCCUCUUAGAGGAAACGGAGCAGAGCCUCAGUCAGGAAUCAGCCGACGAGGUCAUAGACAUCUUCAGCCAAUCAGAUCCCUCAGAGCUCAUCAGCGUGUGUGCCAGCCCGUCCAUGACAAACAUCAGUCCGGCUCGGACGCUGCAAAUCUUCCAACAUCUGGAGGACAGCGCUGGCGUGUCGGUCCCGCUGACCAUCACCAUGGCGACCAUGAUGCUGCGUCUAGACAACCUGCCACAGUUCUCACAGCUGAUGGACAGACACCCAGAGAUGCUGCUGGUUUACGGUUUCAUCGAGGAGCCGAGGCUGCUGCUUCACGGUGGAGGCGGCGGCCCGCACACGCUCGUCCGUCCCACAGCGUUGACUCGCCAGCUGGCAAAGUCCCAGCCAGGACUGCUGGUGGCCGGGAUGGUGGCUCUGCAUGAGAACAACAAGGCUCAGCUGGAACAGGCUGACCACAUAUUCAAGGAGCUGGGCUGUGAGAACUGUUUACUGGUUGAUUUCUGGGAGGCGACCCUCAUGGCCUCCUCACAGGAAGCUGUCAUCCAGGAGCUUCUGUUCAGACUGGCUUCUGUCUACAUCGACCGGCUGACGCGCACAAACUCAGACACACACUCCAGCCUUCCUCACACUCGUCCAAAACGCAGGUCGUUGAAGAGCGCUGAAGAUCUGAUCAACUCCAGCUCCCAUUACGGUGCUUUGUACCCGUGGCUCACUGUUCUGUGUCCCGCUCACACUACCAUCUUCCAACACCAGGAGGCGUUACACAAACUGCAGUCUCUCCUGUGUGGUCCGUCCAUGUCCAUUGGUUCUGUCCUCCCUCUGUUGGAGCGCCUGUCGGAGGAAACCCUGUGGGGCUUCAGCCUGCACCUCCUCUGCGCAACCAGAAGGGGGCAGUUUGACAGCUGCAUAGAGGAGUUGCUGGACAGAUGUCCUCAGGCCAUCAUAGCCUUCGCCAAUCACCAUCUGCAGGACAGGAACAUGGCGUUAUGGUGGAAGAAGCUGCUCCCAGAACUGUGUAAUCGGACGAGAGCUGCAGCCGACAACAGCAUCCUACUGGCUGCUCUCAAAGAGACGCUGGUAGUGGUUGCCACGGAGACCAGCCCGGCACAGUUCCUGGAGCUCAUACCUGACGACGGCACGGCAUCGUACUUCCUGCCUCACUUGUUGACGUGUGGCCAGAGACACCUGCUGACCUGAGACACGCAGUGUUCCACUCAGCCUCCGAGUCUGUGCUGAAGAUGAUUCAUCACUGUGCUGAAGAUGAUUCAUCACUGAAAGAAAAAUAUCUUGAUUCUAGAAUAAGAACACGAUGAACAGCCAAACCAAAAACUGUAACGAGGCCCCGGCAACACCGUAAAUCACAGAUCUUAACAGUAUUAUUACUUCAUAUCAUCACGGCGUCAGUAUUAACACGACAUGGUUAGGAAAUAUCAAGAUCACUGUAAAACCACACUUUGUAUGGACGCUGAAUAAAGAUGAACGACACCUC
Messenger RNA from Paralichthys olivaceus (Japanese flounder), 3631 nucleotides. NCBI's taxonomy places the organism in Eukaryota, Metazoa, Chordata, Actinopteri, Pleuronectiformes, Paralichthyidae. The record is from RefSeq and is a predicted model, not a curated record.